Molecule: messenger RNA, 7313 nt
Organism: Condylostylus longicornis
Lineage: Eukaryota; Metazoa; Arthropoda; Insecta; Diptera; Dolichopodidae
Product: adenosylhomocysteinase-like 1
Exons: 13
Coding region: 845-2602 (585 amino acids)
Biological process (GO): L-methionine cycle
Cellular component (GO): cytosol
Source: RefSeq, a predicted model, not a curated record
GAAAAAAAAUACUGAAACAUACCAUUUUUUUUUAAGAUAUUUUGUGUGUGUGUGCCGUUAACUUCGCAUUUUAUGUGCAUAAGAGAUUUAUAAAUACAUAUGUAUAUAAUUAUAACUUGUUUUUGAUUUUGCAAAAAAAAGGAAUAAAAUAAAAAAAAUUUAUGUGACAAGACAAUUUAAAAUUUUUAUUUUACUUGUUUUUUUUUAUUGUGGUUUCUGUUAUUCACUUUUUAUAUUCUAAUUUACUAUUAUUUUCCUAUUGUAACUAUUAAAUAAAUAUUUUUUGCGUGUUUUUUAAUCACAAAUUAAAAUCUAAUAAAUGUAAAAACUAAAAUUGUUUUUAAAACUAUGUAUUUCUUAAAAAAAAAUAGGAAUUAAAAUAUAAGUACAUAAUGAAGAAUUAAAAAAUAAAAUUUAAAAAGAUUUUAACAUUUAGCUGCAAAAUCUCCAAAUAAAAAAAUAAAAGCACAUACAUACAUCCAUAUAAAAAACGAAUCAUCGCACACUCAUAACAUUGUUGUUGUUAAAAUUUAAAAACACGGGAACUAAAUGAAAUAAAAAAAAUACAGAUAAAUUUAAUUAAUAAUAAUAAUAAUUUAAUUUGUAAACGUAAAAUACAAUUAAAUUUUUCAAAAAGAAAUGCAAAAAAUAAUUUUUUUUUCCUUUUUUUUUUAUCUGUUUUAGUUUUCUAAUUUUUGAUUUUCUGUGUUUGUUUUUAUUUUUUAACUAUAACUUUAAAUCAGUGUUAUACACAAAAAAUAAGAAAACAAAAGAAGAAAAAUAUUUGAAAAAGAAGAAAUAAAAUAAUAAUAAAUAAUAUUUAAAGUAAAACAAAAAAAAUAAAAUGAGUGAGCAAGUUGUAACAAUAAAUUUGUAUGAUGCACCUGCACCUCCUGCAUCUGGCAACAUCUCAACAUCUAAUUCUCAUGUAUCACUUGGAACCAAAUGUAAUUCAACUGCCGUUUCUGAUAGUCCAAUCACUGAUCCGGGAUCUGGCGGCAAGGAAAUGGAUUCAUCAAAAUUAUUUAUUGGACAACGUAUUAAAAUGAAUUUACCGAAAUUUGAUUUGAUGGUAUCAACAGCGGGCAAUGCUCUUCGUAAUUUUCGCAAUAGGAACACAGGAUCGUUUGAUAUAGAAAUGAUGUCAUUGGACUCAAAACAAUCGGGUGCAUUAAAAAAGUCGUCCAGAUAUAGAAGUCGAUCUCUUUCAGCUUCAUCAUCAGAUUCAUACAGUUCAGCAUCAUAUACUGGAAGCAGUUCCGAAGAUGAUGAUAUUUCACCCAGAGAAAAAGUACAAAAAAAUUUUAAAGGAUCAUCUGAUUUUUGUGUACGGAAUAUUAAUCAACAUGCUUUUGGUCGUCGUGAAAUCGAAAUUGCUGAACAAGAGAUGCCGGGUAUUAUGGCUUUAAGAAAGCGUGCAAGCGAUGAUAAACCAUUAAAAAAUGCUAAAAUUGUUGGAUGCACACAUAUCAAUGCUCAAACAGCGGUACUAAUUGAAACCCUAGUUGAAUUGGGAGCAUCAAUAAGAUGGGCUGCAUGUAAUAUAUAUUCUACGCAGAAUGAAGUUGCUGCAGCUUUAGCUGAAGCUGGUUAUCCAAUAUUCGCGUGGCGUGGUGAAACUGAGGAAGAUUUUUGGUGGUGUAUAGAUAAAUGUGUUAAUGCUGAAAAUUGGCAACCAAAUAUGAUAUUGGACGAUGGGGGUGAUGCAACACAUUUAAUGUUAAAAAAAUAUCCAGCAAUGUUUAAAAUGGUAAAAGGUAUUGUUGAAGAAAGUGUUACAGGAGUUCAUCGCUUAUAUCAAUUGUCAAAAUCUGGUAAAUUAACAGUACCUGCAAUGAAUGUUAACGAUUCCGUAACUAAAACAAAAUUUGAUAAUUUGUAUAGUUGCAAGGAAUCAAUAAUUGAUAGUUUAAAGCGUUCAACGGAUGUUAUGUUCGGUGGUAAACAGGUAGUGAUUUGCGGAUAUGGCGAAGUCGGAAAGGGAUGUGCACAAGCAUUAAAAGGUCUUGGCUGUAUUGUUUAUAUUACAGAGAUAGACCCAAUAUGUGCAUUACAAGCCAGUAUGGAUGGUUUCCGUGUUGUCAAAUUAAACGAAGUUGUUCGUAGUGUUGAUAUAGUUGUUACAGCUACAGGUAACAAAAAUGUUGUUAAUCGUGAUCAUAUGGAUAAAAUGAAGAACGGGUGUAUUGUUUGCAAUAUGGGGCAUUCUAAUACAGAAAUCGAUGUGAAUAGUUUACGCACACCAGAAUUAACAUGGGAAAAAGUAAGAUCACAAGUUGAUCAUAUAAUAUGGCCAGAUGGUAAACGUAUAAUAUUAUUAGCAGAAGGACGUUUAGUUAAUUUAUCAUGUUCAAGUAUACCAUCAUUUGUUGUAUCUGUAACGUCGGCGACACAAGCAUUAGCAUUGAUUGAAUUAUUUAAUGCGCCUCCAGGGCGUUAUAAAUCAGAUGUUUAUUUAUUACCGAAAAAAAUGGACGAAUAUGUGGCCAGUUUACAUUUAUCGACGUUUGAUGCCCAUUUAACAGAAUUAACCGACGAGCAAGCAAAAUAUAUGGGAUUAAAUAAAGCUGGUCCUUUUAAGCCUAAUUAUUACAGGUAUUAGAAAACAGAAAAGAAAAAAAACUUUAUGCUGAAUUUCAAUUUUUUGUUUUUAAAUUGGCAUUUUAAAAAGAAACAAAGCAAAAGAAAAUCAACAGUAAUUCCAAAAUAAAUAAAGAAAAAGAAAACCUUAAAUGUUUUAGUUGUAUAAGAAAGUUUAUUAUUAUGAAACAACAAUUGAAAAAAAAUAUAGUAAUUAGAAAAUGCUUAAAAAAAAUCAACAAUAAAUGAAAAAAAAAAUUGAUAAUAAUUAAAUUAAAUAUAAUUUAAAACAUUAAAGUAUUUAGAGAUUAAAAAAUUAAAAAAAAAUUUUAAAAAUUAGUUAAAAAAAAUUGAAUUAUUUUAUUUUUAGUUUCUGAUUUAAAAGUAAAGAUUUGCAAAAUAAAAACAAAAUAUGUAAGCAUGUAUUUAUAUAUGUAAUAAGUAUAUACUUAUUACAUAUUUAUAUACUUAUUUAACAACUAAAUACUUAUGUGUAUAAGUGUAUGUAUAUACUUAUUACACACACACACACACACACACAUAUAUAUAUAUAUAUAUAUAUAUAUAUAUAUAUAUAUAUAUAUUAUAUAUAUAUAUAUUUGUAUAAACAUAUAUAGAUAUAGAGAUAGGUAUAUUAGCAGAUAUAGGGAAUAUAUAUGUAUAAGUAUACAUCGACGUAUCAUAUCUUGUGUAGUUGCAAAUUAUAUGUGACUAUAAAAGCGUGGUAUAUAAAAAUACAGUAUUGUAGAUCAUAUAAACAGGGCAUACGGAACUACUGUAUACCCGUCGCGGCGCUUCUUUUGGUGCCGGCAAGUCACUACAGCUUCCACUUGAGAUCCACUCUCCUCUACUAAAGUGAAUGUGUAGUUCACCAGUAUUUCUUUUCUUCUGAGAGCGAAAACAUCACAUUCGCACCCUACUUUUUUUUAUAAAGAGAAAAAACAAUAUCAAUUUCUAAGUUUUUAUUAAUUAUUCGAGAUAAAAGGUUAAUAUUUAAAUUCAGAUUCAACACCAAUUUAAUUUAUUCAGCAUUAUAUAUAAUUAAAAAUUACAAUUACAUCGCUUAAUGAAUUGAGUUGAUGAUAUUUUUCUUUUUUGUAAAAAUAUUUCAUUUUUACAAAAUGAAUAAAAAUUGAUACAUCGUUAUAUAUAAAAGUAUUAUGAUAUAUAUUUCAAUAUUCAGUGCCCAAGAACUAAAGAUUAAUUCUAAAAAGUAUUAUGCAAGAAUGAAGACAAUUUCAUUUAGGAAUAUCAAAUUAAUUUACAGUGUUGUAAUGCGAUUCAAAAAAUUAUUAAAUUUUGGGCUGUGGAUCACUCAUUGUUCAACUUUGCUUUAAGCAUAUCAUCAUAAAUAGUGUAAGGCACUUUCUAUAUAUUUAUGUGUAUAUAUGAAUAUAUAUUUACGUAUGUAUUACUAAAAUUAUAUAAAUUAUAAUUAUAGUAUAAAAAAAUAUAUAAAAAUGAAAUAAAAAGCAAAACAUAUUUUAUUUAUAGAAUUACACCAAGAAAAAAAAAUAAUUAAAAAACGUAUUGCGUCAUAUAUAUAUACUUAUUGGAUAUUUGUAUUCGUAUUAUACAGUAAAUUACUAAAAAAUUAUAGUAUAUAAAUUAAAAAAUGAAUUACAAAGUAUUAUAAUUUACAAUAUUAUACUUUUUUGUAUUUUGAGCGAAUAAUGAAAUUAGGAGAACCCGAGUUUCAGAAAGUUUCAAUUUACAUUCUGAAAUUGAAUUUGUAGGGGUCCGUCCGGCAUACGAUAUCAUAUUAAAAUAUUUUUAUUAUAAAUGAGUUUUCGGAAAAAAAAAAUUUUAUGUGUUGUUUCUUUUAAAUUUAAAUUUUGUGAAAAAAAGUUAUUUUAAACAAAUGUAUCUACAGAACAAUAAGCUUAAUGCACACGAUUAUCUAGUGGUCUCUGUGUGCCUUAAAAAGUAGUUUGAAAAUUUUUCGGAAAAAAAACUGAAGUGAAUCAUUUCUUUCGUACCCAAAAUCCAUAAGUUUAAAAAGUACUUCAUUUGAACUAUUUUAUUAUUCAAGAUUUUUUUUUAAUUUUAAAACAAUUUACUGUAUAAUAUUUUCAUAUAAUAUAAAAAGUUUUUGUUUUUUUGUUCACUGUAAAAAUAUAUAUAUUAAAAUUAUACAUAUACUGAAAUUGUUAAAAAUAUUUGAUAUAUGUAUACAUAUUUAAAAUACAUGUAUGCAAGAAAUUUGUUAGAAUUUUAUAAAAAAAAAAUUAAGCAAUUUUCAUUUAAUUUUUAUGCAUGUAAAAACAAAGUACAUUGAUUUUGUAAUUUUGAGAGUUUUAUUUGGAAAUUCUGGUUUUAUUUUUUUUUAUUGUCUAUUGUAUUAUAAAACCCUUGACUUCAAAGUUGCAGUAUAAUUAUAAUUCUUCGUACUAAUACAUAAUUCAACAACGAAGAUCUGUAAGUUGAAUUGUGUAUUAAUAUCAUAUUACUGUAAUUUCGAAGUCAAAGAAUUUGUUCUUAAUAAAUACUGGCAUUUUUAAAUGCUAAAGCGAACAUUAACACUUAUAAUGAUGAACAGCAGCUUACUUAUAAUGAUUUAUUAUAACAAUAUUAAUUAAAAUAUAUAAAACAAAAACAAAAAAAAAAACAAAAACAUAAUUUACAAGUAUUUUGUGGUAUGCAAUAUUGCACGUAUAAGAAUUUUUAUUACUGAAAGUAUAUUUAAAUACAUAAAAAUAUUAAUUUGAUUUAGUUUUUGUUUUUGAAGAUACUUUAAGCAAUUGUAUUUUCCACUAAAAGAAAAUAAAAUGCAUACGAAAAGGAAUGCCCCUAACUUCAAAAUUACAGUAGAUACAAUACAUAAUUCAGCUUAUAAGUUCUAAUUACUGAACAUGUUCUAAUGUAUGAACAGUAUUACUGCAACAUUGAAGUGAGCGAAACAAAAAGUAAAAAUUCAUUAUCAUUUUCAAUUAAUGAAAAAUAAAUUUCAAUUAAUAAAAAAAAAUUUAUGUAUGUUUUAGUUUCAUUUUAAAUUAUGAAUUCUAAUGUAUAUGUACAUAUACAUAGUUUUAUUUUUGUAGAAAAAAAAUAUAUUAGUUUUGAUAUAAAUGUAAAUUUUGAAAUAUUAAUCUUUAAUUUGACCUAAAAUUGUGUAACACAUACAUUAUUCACAUAGAACAAAACUUUUCAAAUUAUUUUUUCUAAUGCACCACUUUGAACAAAAAAUUAGACAUUUUCUUUUAGCACUUUUGCUCUUUGUGGUUAUUUAACUCUUUUUAAGAGUUUUUGCGUUUGUUUAUUGAGACAAAUUUUUUAAUUUUAGUGCGCGAAAAUUUUUGUUCUACGUGAACUUUCUUUGAAUCACAUCAUUUUUGUUUUGACAUUUAAUUGAAUUUUGUUUUUGGUAGUUUUACACCACACAUUAUUAAGAAAAAAAAUAAUGGUCAUAAUAAUUGUCAAUUUUGUAUUUAUAAAAAAAUAAAAAUAAAAAAAAAUAUUUCAGUUUCUAAAAACAAAAAUUACAUAUAAAAAAUUUAUGUUAAUAAAAAUAUAUAAAUACACAAUAAUUAUGUAAUAGCUUAUUUACUGUUUAUAUAUUUGAGGGUUCUUUCUGAGAAUCUAAAAAUAAUAUAAAGGUUACUUUUGAUACGAUAUGAUUCCCAGAAUUAGACCUCUUAAAAUGAACAAAAUAUAAACAGAAAUAAAUCAUACAAUAUUUUUAUUAUACCAUUACAUUAUUAAUUGUUUAUAUAUAUUUUUUAGGAAUGGGAUUAAAAGCAAUUUUUUUCAAAUUCUUACAAAGGUACCUAUGUCACAAUAUUUUUUAUUGACAUUUUUUCUCUUUAAUUUCGUUAUGGUCUUCAUUGUAAUUGUAACAGGCCUAGUAAAAUUAAUAUAAUCAAAUCUGAAAAUUUCUCCCUUAAUAAACCCUUAAAUCUUAGUUGCGUAAAUUAAAGAAAAUCAUUUUCUCAAAAAUUAUUUUCGCUAAUAUAUAUAAUAAUACCAAUUUUAUUUUUAUAUUGUAUAUAUCUUUUAUAAUUUUAAUCGCAUAUCGUGUUUAUCCUUAAUCUAAAAAAAAUCUUUAUUCGAUUCAGGAAGUUGUCCUUGCUAUCCUUUUUAUAACUAAAUUAUAUUUUUGACAAAAAAAAUUUAAUUGUUACCAUGCUCCCCUCUCCUUUCCCCUCGUCUACCAAUUGGUUAAUUUCUCUUAAAUUCUAAAAAUUAUAUAACUUCACAACGAAUACGAUAAUCAAUAAAAAUUUUAAUAUACAUUAUUUUUUUUCUGGUUUUAAUUAUGCAAUGAAAAAAAAAAAUUUUAAUUAAAUUGAAAAUUUCAGAAAAGUUUACGAGAAUACUGUUGACAUGUUUGCAAAAUAUUUUCCCAUCCGCUAACCUUAAAACUAUAUCUAGAUAAAUACUUUUAAAAAUAUAAUAUUUGUACAUAUAUGUAUGUAUAAAUUUAUUUUCCCGGCUGGCAAUGUUAUUUGAGCUGUCAUAUUAUUAAUCCUAGAUAUUUUAGCGACAAAAAAUACACUUGCUUUCUUAGUAUAAAGAAAAAAAUUGAAUAUUUAUAUAAUUAAACUCGCGAUAAUACGGUUAUAUUUAUAUAUAUGUAUAUAUAUACAUCUAUAUAUAUGUAUAUUGUAUGCAUGCGUCAAUAUACAAAUAUUUAUGUAUAUACUACAUAAUGUAUAAAAAUUACAAUACAUAAUAUGUAUAUAAAAUUUCUAUAUUAUAAUGAUAAAAAUAUGUACAUAAAUAAAAUUUUAGAA